This is a messenger RNA of Cloeon dipterum, 2584 nucleotides long. RefSeq names its product 3-oxoacyl-[acyl-carrier-protein] synthase, mitochondrial. Lineage: Eukaryota; Metazoa; Arthropoda; Insecta; Ephemeroptera; Baetidae. Bases 109 to 1482 code for a protein of 457 amino acids. Gene Ontology annotation, biological process: fatty acid biosynthetic process. The transcript has a single exon. Gene Ontology annotation, cellular component: mitochondrion. The record is from RefSeq and is a predicted model, not a curated record. Gene Ontology annotation, molecular function: 3-oxoacyl-[acyl-carrier-protein] synthase activity.
GAUCAAACAGAUGUUUUUUGUUGUUGCUGUGCGUGGACUGUGGAACAUAAUUUUCCUCCGGUCUAGAGGGCUCAUUGAGACGUCCAUCGUUGGACUCCACAUGCAACGAUGGACACCGCAAUGCUGCUGAGGAUCCUGCUCCCUCGCAACGGCGGAGGAGCUCGCAUGUCGCGAUGGUCAGCCGGCGUUUUGAAAGCCGCUGUUCCGAGGCGAGUCGUGGUGACCGGCAUGGGAGUAGUUUCGCCGCUGGGCUGCGGAGUCCAGCACGUGUGGAUGCAGCUGCUAGAGGGUCAAUCUGGCAUUACCAAGCUGGAGUCCGAGAGCUUUGCCAAACUGCCUUGUCGAGUGGCCGCCCUCGUUCCGCGCGGCGCCACGGAGGAGCACAAGCUGGACCUUGAGAAGUUCAUCCCGAAGUCCGACCUCCGGACGAUGGCUCCGGCCACAGCCUACGCCUUGGUGGCAGCCCAAGAGGCCCUAGAUGACGCCCAGUGGCAUCCGAAGGACGAGCAAGGGCGCAACGAGACUGGCGUCUCCCUGGGAAUGGGCAUGGUCGACCUGGUGGACAUCGCAGACUCGUCGCAGCUGAUGUCCCAGAGAGGCCACAGCAGAGUCAACCCCUACUUUGUCCCCCGCAUCCUCCCCAACCUGGCCGCCGGACACCUGAGCAUGCGGUACGGCUUCCGCGGCCCAAACCACUGUUUGUCCACUGCCUGCGCCACCGGCUCGCAUUCGAUCGCCGACUCUGCGCGACUGAUCAGGGAGGGCUCGGCCAAGGUGAUGGUCUGUGGAGGGUGCGAGGCGGCGGUCAGUCCGCUGGCGAUCGCCGCCUUCUGCAGACUGCGAGCCCUGAGCACGGGGUUCAACGACGAGCCGACCAGGGCCUCCCGUCCUUUUGACAAGAGCCGCGACGGCUUCGUCAUGGGGGAGGGGGCGGCUGUGUUGGUGCUUGAGGACUUGGAGCAUGCUGUGUGCCGAAACGCACGGAUCUACGCGGAGGUGCUGGGGUACGGGUCGUCAGGGGACGCGCACCACCCGACGGCACCCUCCACCGACGGCCUCGGAGCAUCCUUGGCGGUACGAAGAGCUCUUGAGGUUGCAGACGUGGAACCGGAGGAGGUCGGACACGUCAACGCCCACGCCACCUCCACCCCCAUGGGGGACGAAGUGGAGAUCAAAGCUCUGAGACUGGUUUUUGGUGAUCACCUGGAGAAGAUCAGGAUUUCUGCCACCAAAGGCGCCCACGGGCACUUGCUUGGCGCGGCCGGCGCUCUGGAGGCGGUCUUUGUUGUCAUGGCGUGCCAGAGCGGUUGGGUGCCGCCGACCCUGAACCUCGACCUAAUCCCCGACGAUCUUUCCAAGCUGAACCUUGUCGCCAAGGAGAAGCAAAAGUGGGAAACUGGCGGCAGACGUGUGGCAUUAAAAAACUCAUUUGGCUUUGGUGGCACCAAUGUCACUCUGUGCGUCGCUCAAUACGAAGACUAAUGUUUGAAUGUAGUGCUGUGAUUUUUUGUAAUUAAAAUUUUAUUUUCACUGAACAUUUAAGUUAAACUAUAAAGCUGGGUUGACAAUUUGAAAUGAAAGAGUGUAUAUUAUUUUGGUACUACACAUUCAGAAUUAUAGUUUGAUCUUUAUAAUCAGUUUCAGUUUCAAACAUGGUAAUACUGCACUACACACAAUGAUGAAUGAUCAAGGCAAUGGUAUUGAAAUAUGUGAUGCAUUCAUAAUAUUUAAAAGAAAGAACAAACGGCGGCAGUUACCACAAUUCGGGACUGUGGCUUUGACAAUGCUUUGGCUGCAACUGCGUGAGAGUGAACGGACCUCCCCCGACUGUUCGCUCUCACGCAUUAAAUCAUUUUAACCUAACAACUCUGUACAAUCAAUUAAAACAAACUAGGAAACAAAUUUAAAAAUAUGCUUUCAGCAGGACAAUCAAUAAUAGCGUAAUGAACAUCAAUAAAGUGGCUAUGUCUCCCUUUUAAAAAUUAGAAACUCAAAUCUUGCUUCGGCGAUUUAGAUCAAAAGUAUCAAACUCUGUGAAUUAUUCACACCAACGACUAGUAAACAACAUAAAAAUUAAUUAUUUGAGGUAAAUAUUUCCGUUCUAUGAUGGCAUAGUUGAAAGCAGUUACGUAAUGCAAGUAAAUUAGCCCAGAAAUAUAACAAUGACACUUUCCAUUUAUAUGCGUGAUAAACAUAUACAUAAUGAGAUACACUUUCAAUGUGACGACAGAAUUUCUAUAAAUUUGAAUCAAAACCUCGCGCCUUGCGUUUUUCUCGCCAACACUCGAUAAAUAAUGAUUCCAUGCUCUAAAAUAGUGUUCGUUCAGAUUUCAAUCGUCGGUUAAAAAAUUUGGUAAAGCUCAUUUACAAGAGUGGAGAAAAUAUCUGUACCGAACGGGUACACCUAGAGACAAAAUACAGGCGAGUCGACGCUACUGCUUCCGAGGUUGUAAUAAGGGUUAGUCUAGAAUGAUGAAUUACAAUGGAGAGCUGGUGUGAACCGCCAGUAAAUUUUUGUACACCACAGUGCAUGAUCAUUUCACCAAAUACACAACAGAGUCGUUUUCUCAAUAACUACAACAAA